This is a messenger RNA of Drosophila teissieri, 438 nucleotides long. RefSeq lists its product as uncharacterized. NCBI's taxonomy places the organism in Eukaryota, Metazoa, Arthropoda, Insecta, Diptera, Drosophilidae. The record is from RefSeq and is a predicted model, not a curated record. The coding region runs from base 28 to 393 and encodes 121 amino acids. The transcript has a single exon.
UGGCACAGUUUAACAGCAGUCGUUGCCAUGAACUCAACUCUCGCGAUUCUACUCAUCUCGGCCCUGGUUGUGGUCCAGGCCAGGAAUAUUCGUUCGUCUGAGGAGGAUAACUCGUCCCAGGUGCCAAGUCUAAGCCAUUCCCAUCCGCACUCCAUCAAAUGGCCCUGCGAUGUGGGCCACUUUCCCGAGGCCUACAUCCUGAUGCACAAGGUGGAUAAGCGACUGGAACGUAUUGACAACGAGAGUACCAAGGAAAGGAUCGGAAACUACGCCGUGAGUCAGUUGAGGCAGUGCAUCUUGGAUGGCCAGAUGGACGUGCACUGCGUUAGGCGAUCGAUUGGAUUCACCAUGUCCUUCAUUCACCACCAAAUGAGCCAGGCCAAUGGAAUGUAAACUCAGAACUAGUGGCAAAAUAAAUCGUGAACUUAAACUAUAAAA